Molecule: messenger RNA, 2041 nt
Organism: Nematostella vectensis (starlet sea anemone)
Lineage: Eukaryota; Metazoa; Cnidaria; Anthozoa; Actiniaria; Edwardsiidae
Product: TNF receptor-associated factor 3
Exons: 3
Coding region: 47-1672 (541 amino acids)
Biological process (GO): regulation of apoptotic process; tumor necrosis factor-mediated signaling pathway; protein K63-linked ubiquitination
Cellular component (GO): plasma membrane signaling receptor complex
Molecular function (GO): zinc ion binding; protein binding
Source: RefSeq, a predicted model, not a curated record
UCACUUUCGCUUUUAAUCAGAGUUUUUGGCGCAAAGUUUCGGCAGUAUGAGUCUCGAUAGUACUAGGUUUGAAUAUAUCGAUGUUCUCGAGGAUAGAUACAUCUGCAACGCAUGUAGAAUGCCGCUGAACCAUCCAAUGCAGGCUCAGUGUGGACACAGAUUUUGUAAGCAUUGCAUCGACGUCAUACUUCUCUCCCCUUUCCCUGCCUGCCCGAGAGAUGGGCAGACCAUACAAGCCUUGAGCGUGUUCCAUGACCGCUGUGCCUUAGCAGAGAUGCAGGCGCUUCCGUGUUACUGUCAUGGAAGGUGUGAUGGCUGCCAAUGGACUGGACCUGUUGCCAUGGUUACCGUGCAUGAAGAAGUAUGUGCAUUUAUAAAGGUAUCGUGUAUCCACGCAUCUGACGGUUGUGGCGAGAUAAUGCUUCGUUUCCAACUGGCGAAACAUGUUGAGAAAGAAUGCCCAUUCCGGCUAAUCACGUGUGUGUACUGUCAAAACGAUGUCCCUGAAAGAACACUCAUUGAACACCUCAAAAAAUGUCCCGCAUUUCCAAUUGAGUGUCCUAACGAGUGCGGAGUUAAAUGUAUUGAAAGAAAAAAGCUUAGUGCGCAUACGCGGGAAUGCCCGAAUGCGCUGACCGACUGCAGAUUCAGCCCUUUAGGAUGUACUUAUAAAGUUAAAAAAAUAGCUCUAAGGGAACACCAAAACAAACACGUGAUUAAACAUAUGAUCUUACUAGGGAGGACGACAGGGGAACCUCAACCAAAUUUAUUGGAGCUUCAGAAUCAGCUAGAGCGUUUUGAUGGGGAAAAUACAUCUUUUAAGACUGAAUUGGAAAGGCAUAAGUACGAAUUUGCGCAAAUGAAAGAAAGGUUUAAUGACCAGAACGCACGACUAGGAAAAGUAGAAAAGACAGUGGCAAACCAAAAAGGUGACAUUGCAGAAAUCUGGAUGCGUUUUGACCAAGAAAACUUAGUAGGAGAAGUGAGAAUGCUAGACAAGCUGAAAACGUUUAGGGUAAAAACAAAAGCGAAUAAAGAAUGCCUGUUAUCGCUAAUGAAAAGACUUGAGGUCCGAGAUGAUAGUCAGACAAAUCCUAACAAGCUGAACAGACGAUUAAGCCAACUGGAAAGCUCCAUAACAAUACACAAGACUAAACUCUUCCAAGAGGAUCUUAGGAUCCAGAUACAACAGGCAACUUCCUACGAUGGUACCUUUUUAUGGAAAAUAGAAAAAUUUACCGAAAGAUAUGCGGAGGCAAAAUCAGACAACGCAACUUCUAUUUACAGCUCCCCGUUUUAUACGCAUCGUUUCGGUUACAAAUUGUGUGCGCGGUUAUUUCCUAACGGCGACGGUAGCGCGAGGGAUAACUACUUGUCGAUAUUCAUAGCAUUAAUGCGCGGUGAAUAUGACUCAAUAUUGCCCUGGCCAUUCCAAGAAACAAUUACGAUAACAUUGAUAGACCAGGAUAACGGAAUGAAUAUUUCAGAGACGUUUGAUCCAGACCCGUGCAGCAUAAGUUUCCAGCGUCCGACACGAAAUAUCAACGUUGCGAGCGGAUGCCCGAGGUUCUGCUCCCAGACUGUCCUAAGAACGCGCGGUUACAUGAACGAGAACUGUGUUUUUGUCAAAAUUGUCGUAGACAAGAUCGAGAAAGGUAGCACAUGCACUUGAUUUGCGUGGCCUACACGCGCGCGACCUUGUAUGUCAACUUGCCAUCGAACGAGAUGGAUGGAUCAUACAUGUGCUCUGCGUGGCCUACACGCGUGUCAACUUCUGUCAAAUUGCCAUCGACGAGAUACACGUGCUCUGCGUGGCCUAGACGCGCUUGAGCUGCAUGUUUAUUGAAAUCCAAGUCUAUAAGAUGUAUGUCAGUCUUAUGCGCUUCUAUUAUUCCCUUAAUCAUCCCCUCUUGGGUAUAAGAGGGGGCGACACAGACACGCGAGCAUUAGCGGGUUCACGUGUGCGCGUGACCUACACGCGCGAGAAAUGUAUGGAUCGCGGUUGACAAGAUGCUUAUACCCAUGUUCUGCCUGGCCUACA